AUGCUGGCCUGAAGGAGGAAGAAGAGGAAACGAGGCGCGCCCGUCGGCCCAUGCCGCAGCCACGGCCCUGGACCCGCCACGGCGCCCGCACCGCCGCUCUCGCCGGAGCCCACGAAAUCUGCAUGGACGGGCAUGGGCUUGAGAGCAGCACCUUCCGCCACCACCGCCGGGGCUGAGCAGUGCCGCCGCCCCCGGCCCUGCCCGCCGCCCCUGGCGCUACUGCUGCUGCUACUGCUCAGCCUCGGGCUGCUCCACGCAGGUGACUGCCAACAGCCAGCACAAUGUCGAAUCCAGAAAUGUACCACCGACUUUGUUUCCCUGACUUCACACCUGAACUCUGCCAUUGACGGCUUUGACUCUGAGUUUUGCAAGGCCCUCCGUGCUUAUGCCGGCUGCACCCAACGAACUUCAAAGGCCUGCCGUGGCAAUCUGGUAUACCAUUCUGCUGUAUUGGGUAUCAGUGACCUCAUGAGCCAGAGGAACUGUUCCAAGGACGGACCCACGUCCUCUACCAACCCUGAAGUGACCCAUGAUCCUUGUAACUAUCACAGCCACGCAGGAGCCAGAGAACACAGGGGAGGGGAACAGAACCCUCCUAAUUACCUUUUUUGUGGCUUAUUCGGGGAUCCUCACCUGAGAACUUUCAAGGAUCACUUUCAAACAUGCAAAGUGGAAGGGGCUUGGCCACUCAUCGAUAAUAAUUAUCUUUCAGUUCAAGUGACGAAUGUGCCUGUGGUCCCUGGAUCCAGUGCUACUGCUACAAAUAAGAUCACUAUCAUCUUCAAAGCCCACCAUGAGUGCACCGAUCAGAAAGUAUACCAAGCUGUGACAGAUGACCUACCAGCUGCCUUUGUGGAUGGCACCACCAGUGGUGGGGAUGGUGAUGCCAAAAGCCUGCAGAUUGUGGAGAAGGAGAGUGGCCGCUAUGUGGAGAUGCACGCCCGCUACAUAGGGACCACAGUGUUUGUGCGACAGCUGGGCCGCUACCUGACCUUGGCCAUUCGGAUGCCUGAAGACUUGGCUAUGUCUUACGAAGAAAGCCAGGACCUGCAGCUAUGUGUGAAUGGCUGUCCCGUGAGUGAACGCAUUGAUGACCAGCAGAGCCAGGUGUCUCCCAUCCUGGGACACACCCCACCCCACACCACCUUAGCACAGACCUGGCCUGGCUACACACUGGAGACAGCCAACACUCAAUGCCAUGAGAAGAUGCCAGUUAAGGAUAUCUAUUUCCAGUCCUGUGUCUUCGACCUGCUUACCACAGGUGAUGCCAACUUCACCGCUGCAGCCCACAGUGCCUUGGAAGACGUGGCGGCACUGCACCCAAGGAAGGAACGCUGGCACAUCUUCCCAAGCAGCAACAGCGGGGCUCCCCAGGCACGCAGUGACUUGUCUCUUAGUUUUGGACUCACAUUCUUGUUCCUUGUUGUGUUUUUGUAG
Elephantulus edwardii (Cape elephant shrew) is the source of this 1437-nucleotide messenger RNA. Its product is annotated as RGM domain family member B-like. Gene Ontology annotation, biological process: BMP signaling pathway. Gene Ontology annotation, molecular function: coreceptor activity. Lineage: Eukaryota; Metazoa; Chordata; Mammalia; Macroscelidea; Macroscelididae. The record is from RefSeq and is a predicted model, not a curated record. The transcript is spliced from 3 exons. Gene Ontology annotation, cellular component: plasma membrane.